CUCAAAAGCCCAUCAAUCUCUUUAAUGAAUCUCCUUCUCCCCUUUGAUCGCAGCGGAGAUAAUAUGCAGAUGAAUCUGCCCUCACAGCAUAAAAAAAAGAAGCGAUAUGAUGACGAGAGAUUCUUUGUGGCAAUGUGUGAAGCUUCCCAAAUUACUCACUUCCCUCACACUUCGCAUAUAUCAAUGCUGAUAUUGCAAAUUCACAUUCCUUUUUCUCUCCUCUCAAGGCGAUUCUCUCUCGACUGUUCCAAAUAAUUGACAAACAUUUUCCAGAGAAAGCUAAUUGAGUACAACUUCUUACUUUAAUGACUCGCCCUUGUUUUUCAUCUCUUGAGCCAUCGUUGGCUCAAGUCCAAGCUGACUUUAUCUAUUUUGUCUCCUAACAAUUUUCAUUGCGCCUUUUUGUUCAUCCUCCUCAUCGGCGAUAUGCGAAAAGUCUCAUGAGUUUCAUGGUGUUUUUGUCAUCUCAACACACAACUCAAGAAUGAACGCGCGUCUCAAUAUUCGCAUGAAAAUAUCGCGCGAAUUUCACAUGGCACAAAGGCAGUGUUGGAGGAAACCAUGUGUCUCAAUCAUUCCCUCGCUCAUUUUUAUCACAAUCCCGUGUAUUUUCUUGUACGAAACAUCCAAAAUGUCUCUUAUUUUAUUUUCCUUUGCCUCUUUUAUUUCAUUUUCUUUAUAGAUUUUUCUCUCUCUCUCUUUCAUUUUUGCUCUCUUCAGCUGUUUUGGUCGCGAUAAUGGAGGCUUUUGGCAAAAACAUUGAACAGUGAGGAAGAAAUGACUUCAUACGCUCACCACUAUCAUGCAUCAUUCUAAUUUCGAUUCUAAAUCGAAACCAUUUGUGGAUUCACGUUCCUCAUCCUCGUCCACCUCAUCGGGAUUCUCCCUGUUUCGCUGGUUCCGCCGAAACGAGCGCAUCAGAUCCAAAGUCACCCCCAUUUCAGAGCCCACAGACAAUGGCCAGAAGUUCAACAGUUCGGAAACACUGAGUCCACCGGAAAGUCCAAAUCUCAGUCGAGGAUACAAGUCACAGAGCUCUAGCUGUGAUAGCAUUUUGAGCACAGAAACAACAGGAUUUGCUUUUGUGCCCGUCACAUCCUUCCAUCCGCCCACAGAAGCUGACAAUCAGCCACACAAAGCAUCUGGGAGUGAUUUGGACACUUUCCGAAGGCGUAUCUUAGAGCAAAAGCGCAAUAGACAAGUGGAGUUGAAUUUGACCAAGAAGUACGGACUCUACGCGACUGACACUCUCAAAUCCGUCCGGGAAGAUGCCGAGAGAGUGGAAUACUCUGAUCUGAGCCUGCCCACGCCAGAUAUUCCAGCGAGAUCUCAUCGAAGAAGUCACAGCGAGUCCUCAUCGAGAACACGAGCGGCCAAAGUGCACGUGAAGGGGAAGAGAAAAGCACCACAGCCGCCAAAGACUGCGGACACAACGCUUCAAUCACCCGCCUCGACUCUCGGCCGGAAGAAGCGAAGGGCGCCACAGCCGCCAGAAGCUGUGGAAAAUGCCCCAAAAUCCAUCCUCGCGGGUGGUCUCUUGGACGACAGGGAAAUUCAGGCAAUUCUCGGAGGAUCCACAAAAGUCAGCGAAACAAUGGAUCGCAUUCGCAUGCCGGGCAAAGUCGAUGAGGAAGUAAUCGCCAAUGACACUCUCAAGCUCGAGAAGGGAGUUCUGAAGGCGAUAAAGCCCGUGGAGGCGAAGGAAGAAGCCAAAGUCACAACGCCAUCAUCGCCAAUCUCGCCUCGUCCAUGGUAUAAAAGACCCCUGAGUGGUAAUCGCGACACCUCAAUCCCCUUCAAGAAAGAGGUUAUUCUGCGCACUGUGGACAAGAGACGCAAUCGCGAGGCAAAAAAUAAAGAUGACGAUGCGCUACCAGAAGUCAACUACUCCAGAAAUUCUUCCCUCUUCGAUCACAGCAAAUUUGGUCUCUUCUCGCGACAUCACAACCGUGAAGAGACGAAGCGUCGAUCAGGCAUUGGAAUACCAAAUAUCAGUGAACUCGAUCGAGAGGCAGCUGAGAUUGUGCAGCAAGAGAAAUCCCGCGGACUGAGUCCUCCACAGGCACUCAUUCUCAGGCCACAGAUGUUCGCUUCGCCACAAUCAUCACUUGACGAUGAUGACGAUGAGGAUGCGCCCAGGAAGUCAACAAAGGAGCUCAUCUCGAAAUUCGAGGCAUCCUCGAAUGGCGCUCGCAUCACACUCAACACGUCAUUUAUUGGGCGUACAGAUAACUUUGUCGACAGCCGUGCGAGAGUGACUGCAAACGAAGAGACUAUAAAUAAAGCAGAUGGACUGGUGAACUCUCCAAUGGCACAGAAACGGAGUAUUUUUAGUGACACUCAGAGGAGUCCACCGAAUUCACCAGAAGCCAAGGCCCCAAUUGAGGGGAGGGAUGACUUGAAGUCCAUCGGGAUCUGGACAUGCCCGUACUGCACUCUUGAGAAUCCCAACUGGAGAAUCCUCUGUGAGGUCUGCGAAAGAAUCAAGCCCUACGACAAGCGUCUCGUGAAUCUCAUUGAGCCGGAGAUAAAGUCACCAACGAGUCAGCAAGUGCGACCAAUUCCGGUCACUAAACCGUCCUCACCUAAAGAAAAUUGGGAACGAAAGGCAGAAAUUGUCAAGAGAUACUUUAGUCCCGGUCAAGGUUUAAACUCACUGGCAAAGUCAGCCUCAGAAACUUCAAUUGGCAACAAACAGCAACAGAAGAGAACUUCUCCCAGCAAAUUGAUCGGUUCACCAAAGUUUGGUUUGCGCGGAUUCAUUCAGCGAUACUCCCCCGAAAAGACCAAGAUCGACAAAGUGGUGAACGAAGAGGACAGCGAUGUGGAUCAGAAUGAAUUCACUGCCAUAUCAAUGGGCAGAGAUGGAACACCAGAUUUGGAGGAAUUGAGGCAAGUGCGAUUGAAUCGAUUCAGAAUGGAGAAAGCAGUGAAUCCUCUGACUGACCGAGACUCUCUGGAGAAGGAGAAGAAGCGUCUCAGAGAGAUGAUAAGAGCCAUGAAUGCCAAGGCUUUGGCAGAGAAAUACCCUGUUAUACAGAAGGCAGCAUCCUUAGAUGAAGCAUCGUCGCCACCAUCAAAGGGAGCCAUAAGGAAAACUUACCCAAAGACUGAUCUAGUCACUGAAGAGAUAAGACAAGAACCCGAGAAAUCAUCCAAAGUCUCCAGUUCGGCACAAACUGGAGCCAUUCUUAAGAAGACACCAACACCAGACCCAGAAGAGAAUUCACAGGAGCAACAGAAGAAGCCAACAGAGCCCAUGGAGCCCAUCUAUGUUAAUUUAAAUUGUCAGGUGAAUCAUGUCAAGUUUUCAGAGGUGGAAAAGGCAAAAGUUGAUGAACUUACAGAACAACUGAAGUCAGUUAAGGGACGAGAAGAAUUCAAAGCUACGCUCAAAUUUUCCGAACUCUCUUGUCACACAGACACUUUGGCCAUUAAUAAGAUUAUGAAAUCCCUCGAAAUAGCCAUAGUUGAAGGACAACAUGAACUGGCGGCAACUCUUGCCCAGGAUUUAGCUAAAAUGAAAGUCUCUUUAUCCGUAACGAGACAAAAAUCUCGACCACUCUCCAUUACAGAUAUGGACAUGAAACCAUUCAUGAUUGAUUUGUACGUGGAGGACAAAGUGGCUCAUAAAGGACCUCUGCAGAUAUCCGUAACCACCCAAAUGACUCUCAUGGAACUCAAGGAAAAAGUUUCUAAGGAUUUUAGCAUCCCGACUGAUGUUCAAAGAUGGAUUUUAAACGAUCAAUUAGCCACGGAUGAGGCUAAAAAGCUUAUCGACUACAGCAUAAGAGACAGUUCGGCGGUAAUCUAUCUCUAUCUAGUCACUCCGCCCGCAAGGAAACCUAGUCACAAGGAUCCGAUGAAGUAUUUCCUCGCUGAGGAAGAUCAAUUCAGCAUAUGCGACUCAGAUGAGGAGAUCCAGAACGAAAAAGUCACAGUGGACGAGGGGAUGAAUGAGGAAGUUGGAGCAAUAGCUCUUCCCACACCAGAAGAGACGUCAAACACCCUCGAAAAGGGAUGGUCUUGUCCUCUCUGCACUCUCAUUAAUUCUCCCACUCGCAUGGGAUGCGGAGUGUGUUCUGAGGCUCGUCCUUUGGACUACAUCCUUCCACCAGAAUAUCACAAACUCGAGAAGACACCCGAAGCUUUGAAGGAAAAGGUGGAUAAUGUGAUACUGCGUCCACUAGAGCGGAAAAACGAUCUGAAUCGUGUGAAUCCCAAUAGAAAGUCUGCAGAACUCUUCAAUAUAGUUCAGGAGGAGAUUCGCAUGAGAACUUCGGGUUCUCAAGAGCCUAGUCCCAAUAUUACCAAGAACAAGUACCGAGGAGUUUACAAUUACAAUCCAACCACAAAAUAUACUCAAAUGCCUAGUCGGCAAACGACUGCUAAAAGAGAGCCCAAGAAAAUCGCUCCACAGCCGCCGAGUCUCCACAGAGAACUUCUCAAUCUUGACAAUGCAGAUCUCGUGGCAAAUAUUGAGACAUUUGAGUGUCCAAUUUGUUUUAUGAAAUUUCAACCUGGCGAGGGUGCAAUUCUUCGCGAUUGCCUUCACACUUUCUGUCGCGAAUGCCUUGGGCACACAGUUGAGUACAGCGAAGAUGCCGAAGUCAAGUGUCCCUUCAUGAAUGCCGUCUAUAGUUGCGACUCAGUGUUGCAGGAUCGCGAGAUUAAAGCUCUCGUCACGCGAGAUUUGUAUGAAAAAUAUUUGGCCAAAUCCGUGAGACAGGCUGAACACAAAAUCGAAAAUGCCUUCCACUGCAAGACGCCAAACUGUCGAGGAUGGUGUAUCUAUGAGGACAACGUGAAUCUAUUCAAGUGUCCCGUGUGCAGGAUCACAAACUGCCUCACAUGUCAGGUCAUCCACGACGGUCUCAAUUGCAAGCAGUAUCAGGAUCGGAUGAACAGCGACUGCGACAGCAAUGCAGAUGCUCGGCGCACGAAAGAGAUGCUCGAGAUGAUGGUGGACAAGGGCGAGGCGAUGAAGUGUCCCACAUGCCAAGUUGUCCUGAUGAAGAAGUGGGGCUGCGACUGGCUCAAGUGUUCAAUGUGCAAGACAGAGAUUUGUUGGGUCACUCGAGGACCUCGUUGGGGUCCUGCGGGCAAAGGCGACACUUCGGCGGGUUGCAAAUGUGGCGUGGAUAGCAAAAAAUGCCACCCAAAGUGCAACUACUGCCAUUGAGAAUGCCCGUGAAAACCCUGCAAGGAAACACAUUAAGCAAAUAUUUUAGACUUCUAAAGCGAACAGUGUGAAAGAUUGUGAUUUAACAUUGAAAACAAUAUUUUUUAAAUAAAUAUUUCGAGAAUA
This is a messenger RNA of Phlebotomus argentipes, 5308 nucleotides long. RefSeq lists its product as uncharacterized. The coding region runs from base 803 to 5182 and encodes 1459 amino acids. Gene Ontology annotation, molecular function: ubiquitin binding; ubiquitin-protein transferase activity. Gene Ontology annotation, cellular component: LUBAC complex. Lineage: Eukaryota; Metazoa; Arthropoda; Insecta; Diptera; Psychodidae. The transcript is spliced from 6 exons. The record is from RefSeq and is a predicted model, not a curated record. Gene Ontology annotation, biological process: proteasome-mediated ubiquitin-dependent protein catabolic process; protein linear polyubiquitination.